GAGAGCCGCGGCGAGAUGGAGACGUGGGCGGGCGCGCUGCGAGGCGCCCUGCACCGCGGCGCUGAUGUAGCCGACCUCGUCGCCAGCCUGUCCUCUGGAGACCAUCACUGGUACGCGGCAACACACGCUCGGCCGACGUUCUGCAACGUAUGUAGGGAGCCUCUCGGCGCGUUAGGGACCGCACACGCGCUGGCCUGCGAACUGUGCAAGUACAAAGCUCACAAGCGCUGCGCAGCGCGGGCGCCGCCAUCUUGCAAAUGGAGCACGCUCGCCUCACUCGGACCUCACCUCGUCGAAGACACAGACAGCAAUAUAAUAAUGCCGCACCAGUGGUUGGAGGGCAACUUGCCAGUGGCUGCCAAAUGCGACGUCUGCGACAAGACCUGUGGUUCGGUGCUCAGGUUACAAGACUUCCGCUGUAUUUGGUGUCGCAAAUGCGUCCACGCAAGCUGUCGGCCAAACUGGCGCGCCGCCUGCUCUCUUGGUCCCGCGCGGGCAUCCGUCGUCCCUCCCACGAGGUUACACUCCGUUGGACCAGACGACGGAUGGCUUCCAGAUAGACCGCCUAACGCUUCACCGCUCAUCGUCUUUGUCAAUUCUCGAUCUGGCGACAACCAGGGCGUUAAAUUCCUUCGUCGCUUCAAACAGCUUUUAAAUCCUGCCCAAGUGUUUGAACUGAGCGGGGCCGGGCCUCGCCUCGGCCUGCGAUUGUUUAGACACUUCGCGCCUCUGAGGGUACUUGUCUGUAGCGGCGACGGCUCGGUCGGUUGGGUUCUUCAGGAAGUGGACAAAUUGGAUAUGCAUCGGCAGGUACAAACAGCAGUGCUGCCGCUGGGUACUGGUAACGAUCUCGCGCGGGUGCUCGGCUGGGGCGCGUCUUGUGACGACGCCGCUAACCUGCAGCAGUUGCUGGAAAGAUACGAGCGAGCUUCGACCAAGAUGCUUGAUCGAUGGUCCAUAAUGACGUUCGAGCGCGCCCUCACAGCGCCGCCGCCGCCGCCCGCUCCGCCCGACUUGCUGGAAGAGAGCGUGCUUCUUCGGAACCUGCAGGAAAUAGUACAGGCGGGCGAGGGCGGGCAGGGCGAGAGCAGUGCGGCGCGCGCGGCGCUGCGGGCGGGCUGCACGCGGCUGGCGGCGGCGGGCGAGCGCGCGGGGGGCGGGGCCGCGCGCGCCGCGCACCGCCUGCGCCGCGCGCUGUCGCUGCUGCUGCACGCGAGGGCGCACCUCGCCCACGACCACGCGCGCUGCGAAAAUUGGGAGCCGAUAGACACAAGCGAUAGCGAACCUGAAGCGCAACCAGCUGCGGAAAAGGGCAGCAUCGAAAAGACUGAAAAGGAGCAGCUGAACGCGGCGGCGCGCGGCUGCUCGCUCGCCGGCCGCGCAGACAGCGUGCGCCGCGCGCUGCGCUCGCUCGUGCGCACGCUGCUGGCGCUCCGCCCGCAGGUCAGUGACCUCCUGUACCCUCACUCACUCGCUCGCCGGCCGCGCCGACAGCGUGCGCCGCGCGCUGCGCUCGCUCGUGCGCACGCUGCUGGCGCUCCGCCCGCAGUAGAGAGCGGCGCGCUGCCGGUCCCGCGCGCGUUCGCUGACAGCCGCCGCUCGUCCGCCGCCUCCGCUGUAUCCGCAGCUUCCAUGCAGCCUGAGAACAUUCCAGAUGUAGAUGAAGACAUAGCUAAGUUAAUAAGUUCAAACCCACCAGUAAGUUCAGAUCAUUUAGAAGUCGAUAAGCGUGACCGUAGUAAAGCAAGCUCCAUUUCGCUUCAAGACCGUCUCUCGCCUUCUCUCCUCUCAUCCUGUGAUAAUAGUUCAUGCAAAAAUCUCUUAAGGCCAGAUCUAGAACGGACCAGUGGCAUGUAUAAUAGCAGUAGCCUUACCAUACCUAAUUUAGUUAUCUCAGACGAUAGUGAUAAGAGAGAUUCGUUAAUACAGGGAGAAACUUAUGAAUCGGACCAAUUGACUAUAAUAGAUAUCGACAAGCCAUACACGGAUGAUGUUCACUUUCAAGACGUGUGUGCCAGAGAAGAAGCAACGAGCAGAAAUUGCACGCCUGAGAGAAAACUUUCUAGUUUAGAAUUGGAAAUAGAUACGACCAGUUCGGAAGGGUCCAACAUUAGUGAAGAUUUUAGUUUAAUUUCAGAGAUUAUGGAUACGAAACCGGGAGACAUUGAGGAAGGAUGCGGAAUUGGUCAUAUUGACUCUCCGGAGGUAUCCGAUACUACUUACAUGAAUUCCGAAACUUUACAUGGUGAGUCUAUUAUGGAUGAUAUAAGCUCGAUGCUCGGGCAAGAAGUUCUUUUAGCGAUGAUGGGGAAGAAUGGGGAAAACGAAACUUACACUGACGAUACUACUUUGUUCACAUCAGAUACGGUUUCUGAUAUACCAAUGGAUAGUCGACAUCCUAGUUUAGAGAAGAAAAACGAAGGAAAAAAUCAAUACAUAUCGAAAACGAAAAAACCGGUUGAAGCUGACGUUGAAAAGUUUGGUUAUGAAAAUAGAGUUUUUUAUAUAGAGAACGCUGCUAAAAAUGAGGAACAAAUAAAGUACUGUAGUUUAGCGCAAUUCGAAGAAGGAAGUGACAUAGCAAGAAAGUCUUUUCGAAAACACAUGAGAAAGAGUAUAAAGAAAAGAGUAUCAGAUGAUUCGAGUGUCAAACAUCUGCUGCCUAAAACAACCGAAGAAUUCACGAGAAGUGUUGAAAUUCCUAACAUACAAAGCCCUCCACAAAUUCGAGUCUCACCAAAAACAAUUGAAAAUAAACCGAAUGUCGAGGAUCAAAUGCAUUCAUUUCCACAAGUAAGCGUUGUUGUAGAGCCCCCUUCACCGUCACAUAGUGAAGAUAGAAGUAUGAAAACCUGCCAAAGUCGUAUGGCGUCAGUCUUGAGUGACAUAUUUGAUCAAGGAACAGAUACACUCAGUGUUUAUUCGCCAGAACCGAAUCUCAGAGAGAGGGAGAGACGUCAGUCUGAUAAUCCAAAGCUGUUAGGAUCCGAUCCAGAGUACGGUCAAUUUUUAAGUUGUUCUCCUGCUGCAACGAGAAGAAUAUCAUGUGGAAGUUUAUUUAAACCCGGCGAACCAGAUAACAGGUUAUCGACAUCAGUAUCGUCAAUUUGGGGAGAAGGUACCGUUGGUGGUAGCAGUACUAACAAAUCAGAAAGUAGUGACAAAGCUAAGAAGCUACCCAUCAUUAACCCAUUGGUUCAGCUACCUGCAUGGCCGCAUGUUACACAAGGCUUUAUAAGUCAGUGUCUCUUAGCUAAUGCAGACGCCCUAUGCGCUGCAGUUAGCCCACUGAUGGACCCAGACGAUACUCUUCUAGAAGGCUUUUACGAAAGAGCUGUGAUGAAUAAUUACUUCGGUAUAGGUAUCGAUGCUAAAAUUACUUUGGACUUUCACAAUAAGAGAGAGGAACACCCAGAGAAAUGCAGAUCGAGAGCUAGGAACUACAUGUGGUAUGGUGUCCUUGGGUCUAAGGAAUGGGUCAAUAAAACGUACAGACACCUCGGCCAACGCGUGCAACUUGAAUGCGAUGGACAAAGGAUACCUUUACCAGAACUUCAGGGUAUCGUCGUACUUAACAUACCUUCCUUUAUGGGCGGAACCAAUUUUUGGGGGGGAACGAGAGGGGAUGAUAUCUUUCUUGCGCCGUCGUUCGAUGAUCGGAUACUCGAGGUGGUGGCCGUGUUCGGCUCGGCGCAGAUGGCGGCGUCGCGCCUCAUCAACCUGCAGAAGCACCGCAUCGCGCAGUGCCGCGCCGUGCAGAUCAACAUCCUGGGCGACGAGGGCGUGCCCGUGCAGGUGGACGGCGAGGCGUGGCUGCAGCCGCCCGGCUGCGUGCGCAUCAUCCACAAGAACCGCGCCCAGGUGCUGUGCCGCUCGCGCGCGCUGGAGACCAGCCUCAGGGCCUGGGAUGAAAAACAACAACAAAAGGCGCAUGCCGUGGCUCCAACUCAAGCUUUAUCGCCCCCAGAAGCGGCUUAUUUACUUGUCUUACUCGAUGACGUGAAUACUAUUGUGAAACACGUGAAGCUGGCGUGCAUCAGCGAGAGCGCGGGCGGGCGCGCGGGCGGCGCGCUGGCGCUGGCGCGGCGCGCGGCGGCGCGGGCGGACGCGCUGCAGGACGCGGACGGCCGCCUGCUGCCCGCGCCGCAGCUGCGCCGCCUGCUGGCCGCGCUGGUGGAGAGCUGCCACGAGCUGCUGGAGAGCGGCGCAGAGCUGGGCGGCGCGGCGGCCGGCCUGCGCGCGCACCUGGCGCGCUGCUCGCUGCGGGACGGGCUCGCCUACAUACAGCCCCACGAGAUUCCAAAGAAAGCUGGCAGCAGAUGGUUGAGAAGUCGCCGAAGUAUUUCUGAAGGCGCGGCGACGUCUUCUCAAACCGCAGCACAAGUCAGGUCUUGGGGAGUGAAGGAAAUACAGAAUUGGCUCGAAACCAUCGAGCUCGGUGAGUAUUCUGAUGCGUUCGCCAAGCACGAUAUCACGGGACGAGAGCUACUCUCUCUGGCACGACGGGACCUUCGCGACCUUGGAGUCACCAAGGUCGGCCACGUUAAGAGAAUCCUGCAGGCUGUCAAGGAGCUCCAGUGACGUAGACGUGGCCGUUCUGAAGGGAAUGGCCAUCUAUAGAAACAUGUAAAGUUAUUCUUUCGAAUCUAAUUACAACUCUAGACCAAAGAAAUAUGCCUUUUAUAUGUUUCGAAAGAAUAACUAGAGAUUCUUAAUUCAUUCCUAUUGUUACUUACUAUGUAUCUCACUCAGUGAAAAUGAAGUUUCGUUAAUCUACCUUGCGAUUUCAUACAAAUGUAUCUUCGAAAUUACUGCAUUCACAGCAGACGGUUUCGACAAAUUUCCGAGCAAUAAUGUAUGUAUUCAUAGAAAGAUUAUUAUUAAAAGUAAAACUUUAUAGAUGCUCUCUAAAUAUUUAAAUAUUAAAAAAAAUAGCAAAAAAAAAUCAUCCAAAAAAUUGUCUAUAAGUAAGUACUAUUAUCAACUAAAUUUAAUGGUAAUUGUCGAAAUUGUCGACUUUUAUGAUACUCGAUCCGAAUUAUAUUUCUUUAAAGUAAGAAAAAAAUUUUUAGUCUUCUAUUCAAAUUACUUCUCAUAUAUGGUGAAUUUUAUUAAAUAAAAAAAUAACAUCGAA
Molecule: messenger RNA, 5134 nt
Organism: Melitaea cinxia (Glanville fritillary)
Lineage: Eukaryota; Metazoa; Arthropoda; Insecta; Lepidoptera; Nymphalidae
Product: diacylglycerol kinase eta
Exons: 19
Coding region: 16-4581 (1521 amino acids)
Biological process (GO): lipid phosphorylation; diacylglycerol metabolic process; intracellular signal transduction
Molecular function (GO): protein binding; ATP-dependent diacylglycerol kinase activity
Source: RefSeq, a predicted model, not a curated record